CUUUCGAUGGCUCGACAGUCGACCGACAACAGAUUACAGGUCAUGAUGAUGUACUACAAGAGUAGUGUCGAGGUCAGAUAAACGCUCAUCAAGGACAGAGAGUGAAGAGAUGGAGUCGUCUGAUCCUCUGGCUCGGAGGGCGAGUAGAUAUCUGGUAGGAGUCGGGUUACUUCUUGGGGUGGUCAUUUUAUGGACAGGAUCAAAUUUCAUCACUUCAAGAUUGGAAACGGGUCGUGAUAGUUGGAACAAACCGUUUUUAAUAACAUAUCUAAACACAUCUGCAUUCACCUUUUAUCUCAUCCCAACUUGGUGGCGCUAUCGUCGUACCCGUUCAUCUCAAUAUCAACCUCUAUCCCAAACCGACAUUCCUUCAUCUAGAACUGUAUCUCUCACAAGAUCAAGUUAUGAACGUAUACGAACCUCCGAUGAGAUCUCUAGACGAUCUACAUCUCUCACUCGGGGAAUACCUACCAGUCCUCGAGUCCCUUUGCAUGAGAUCUCAUCUUUACACGAAACGGCGCAAUUCGAGGAUAAGCUCAGUGUGAAGGAGACAGCAAAAGUUGCAGCUUGGUGGAGUGCUGUAUGGUUCAUUGCUAAUCUAGCUGUGAAUGCUAGUUUGGCAUGGACGAGCGUAGCUAGCGUUACUAUAUUGAGCAGCACCAGUGGCUUCUUCACCCUCGCCCUGGGCGCUUUAUGCCGGGUCGAAGUUCUCAACAAUAUCAAGUUCUCCGCCGUUCUCAUGAGCUUUGUGGGCGUCGUCCUCGUCACCAGAGCCGACUCGUCCUCACAUAACGCAGCUGACGUGGAUGUCCCCGCACAUCCCGUCUUGGGUGAUUUAGCAGCACUUCUUUCCGCAAGCUUCUACGCAGUCUACGUGGUACUGCUCAAAGUUCGAGUGGGAAACGAAGACCGGGCGGACAUGCAAAUGUUACUAGGAUUCGCUGGUUUGUUCAACACUCUCCUACUGAUUCCCAUCUUUCCCAUAUUGCAUGUAUCGGGGUGGGAGACAUUUGAGCUUCCUCCCAGUAGAGAAGCAUGGACCAUCUGCGCCAUCAAUAUGGGGAUCACUUUAUCAAGUGAUUACAUCUAUGUCCUCGCGAUGCUCAAAACUACACCCAUGGUAGCUACCGUCGGUCUCUCUCUUACCAUCCCCAUGGCCCUUGUGGGAUCAUUGGUGCUCUACGGUCCAACUUACCAUAUCCCAUUGAUGGUCUUCAUGGGUGCGUUGCUCGUCCUGGCCGGAUUCGGUCAGCUGGGUUAUGAAGGGUGGGCUGAGGCGAAACGCCAAGCACUGAGCAACUUGGCGGAUGAAGACGGAGAAAUUGAAGCUGAAGCUUUGUGAGUCGGAUGGGUUAGAGCCAAGAAGAGGUGCAUCCGUACGGAAGUGGAAGGCGAGUCUAUGGAAGACAACCAUGCUUAGUACAGUCGCAAGGGAUUGUGAAUGCAUAUCGUCAUCUAUAAGC
This is a messenger RNA of Tremella mesenterica DSM 1558, 1463 nucleotides long. RefSeq lists its product as uncharacterized. The record is from RefSeq and is a predicted model, not a curated record. The coding region runs from base 110 to 1342 and encodes 410 amino acids. Gene Ontology annotation, biological process: regulation of peptide transport; transmembrane transport. Gene Ontology annotation, cellular component: membrane. Lineage: Eukaryota; Fungi; Basidiomycota; Tremellomycetes; Tremellales; Tremellaceae. Gene Ontology annotation, molecular function: transmembrane transporter activity. The transcript is spliced from 7 exons.